UUGUCUGCUGAUCAGAAGAAAGAAUGGAGAGAUGGGUACGCUAAAAAUGAGUUCAAUCAAUAUGUCAGCGAUAAGAUAUCAUUCCAUCGGUCUCUCAUUGAUGCCAGGAAUGAAGAAUGCAAGAGAAAGGUAUAUGACCUUGACAAAUUACCAAAAGCCGACAUUGUUAUCAUAUUUUACAACGAAGCCUGGUCGACACUUCUGAGGACAGUGCACAGUAUCUUGGAUAGGACGCCCCCAGUGCUGCUCAAUCAAAUUAUCUUAGUUAAUGACUUUUCUAAAUAUAAUUACUUAUACGAGCCAUUGAGGCGUUACUUCAAGAAGAUGAAAAAAGUUCUCAUUGUGAAUAGCAAGAAACGCAUCGGUCUCAUAAAAGCUCGCCUGCUCGGAACGAAACACUGCACAGCAGAUGUCAUCAUAUUUCUUGAUUCGCACUGUGAAUGUACUAAAGGAUGGAUAGAGCCUUUACUGUACCACCUGUCGAAGAACAAGAAAGCCGUAGUCGCCCCAGAAAUUGACGUCAUCGAUUUGAACAACUUCGAAUACCAGUACCACCAGGUUGAUGACAUUCAGGUCGGCGGGUUCACGUGGAACCUUGAAUUUGAUUGGCACUACCUACCAGCCAAUCAGAAGCGGGAGGUCAAAUCUAGUCUCGAUAUGAUUAGGACACCGACGAUAGCAGGGGGGUUGUUUGCAGUGAACAGGGAGUACUUCCGGCACAUCGGCCUCUACGACCAGGGCAUGGACAUAUGGGGAGGAGAAAAUUUAGAAAUUUCUUUCCGGGUGUGGAUGUGCGGAGGCAGUCUAGAACAGUCCCAGUGUUCCAGGGUGGGGCACGUAUUUCGGGAAAACUCCCCUUACGGUUCGGAGACAGCCGGGUCCGUGGUCACGAGAAAUUUACUUAGGAUGGCGAUGGUCUGGAUGGAUGAGUAUAAGGAGAUUUAUCUGGAGGCUCACCCUAGUGAAAGAUCGAUGGACAUAGGCAACAUAACGGAUAGAUUGGAGUUGAGGAAGAGAUUGAAGUGCAAAUCAUUCAAAUGGUACCUCACCAAUGUUUAUCCUGAAUUGUUUGUACCGACAGAGGCUCUAAAACGAGGAUAUGUAAGUGACGUGUGCAAGAAAAGGAAUAAAAAUAAGAAGAAUUUCCUGAAAAUUUGGCCUUGCCAUUACCAUGGUGGAAACCAGAUUUUUUACUUGAGUAAGACCGGUGAGAUCAGACGCAAUGUAAAGUGCCUGGAUAGUUCCAACACGGAGGAGCUGCUUUUCAUCAAGUGUCACUCCAUGAGGGGCAACCAAUUUUGGGAGUACAAAAAUGUGAGUUGUGGUGACAGUGCGGCUGGCGACGUGUGUCGUCGGCUGAUUGUGGUGAUGAUGUUGACGAUGAUGAUGAUGAUGACGAUGAUGAUGAUGAUGACGACAAUCAUGAUGAUGAUUGACCCAUACCUAUUUGAUAUACUGCCCUGUCAAUCAAUCGUUUAA
Messenger RNA from Helobdella robusta, 1479 nucleotides. RefSeq lists its product as hypothetical. NCBI's taxonomy places the organism in Eukaryota, Metazoa, Annelida, Clitellata, Rhynchobdellida, Glossiphoniidae. Gene Ontology annotation, cellular component: Golgi apparatus. The transcript has 9 exons. The annotation marks the transcript as partial. The record is from RefSeq and is a predicted model, not a curated record.